CCGUCAUCUCGUCUCUUCCCCAACCAACUCACCACCGUCCUCCACUUUCGCUUCACCUCACUUCUCCCCCCCCCCCCCAUCCAACCGUGGAAGCAUUGCAACCAUGGCUGACGCUCUGAAGGCCGAGGGCAACAAAGCCUUCUCCACCAAGGAUUAUCCCACUGCGAUUGAAAAGUUCACCCAGGCCAUCGGCAUCGAGCCCAGCAACCACAUCCUCUACUCCAACCGUUCCGCCGUUUACGCUGCGCAAUCCGCAUACCAGCAGGCCCUUGAGGAUGCUGAGAAGGCUACCGAACUCAAGGCCGAUUGGUCCAAGGGCUGGCUCCGCAAGGGUGCCGCCUACCGUGGUCUAGGAGAUCUCUGUGAGUCGAGACUUCAUCUCGGGUGAGAUAAAAGGGGUGGCGUGCUAACCUCACCAUCUGUAGUGGCUGCCCACGAUGCCUACGAAGAAGCCCUCAACCUCGAGCCCGGC
Messenger RNA from Aspergillus heteromorphus CBS 117.55, 472 nucleotides. Its product is annotated as TPR-like protein. The transcript is spliced from 2 exons. The record is from RefSeq and is a predicted model, not a curated record. The coding region runs from base 104 to 388 and encodes 94 amino acids. Gene Ontology annotation, molecular function: Hsp90 protein binding. NCBI's taxonomy places the organism in Eukaryota, Fungi, Ascomycota, Eurotiomycetes, Eurotiales, Aspergillaceae.